UUCCGCUGCUGCCACCUCAGCAUCGUUCAGCCGCCAGGCUCCUUCACCCUCCACCUCCGGGCUGGCGUGGCGUGCGUGACGGUGUCCGGGGCGGGUUGGGCCGCCCGCACUGCCUGCGUCGAGGGUUACCCGCUGAUGGACGGCGCCUGGCAUGUCGUGGCGGCCGAAUGUCCACGGCCACAAUUUAGUGAUUACCGUUGAUGACGGCGACGGCUGGCGACGAAACGAUUCUCUGGUGACUCUUGAGGCGGCAGACGGGAGCCCGGAGCCGCCAGUUUCCCCUGGAGAUCGACGCGAGUCAGGGGGCGAUGGUAGGCGUGUGGCAGGAACCAGCAGACACGAGCCAGGGAGAGGCGCAGGAUGACUUCCACAGACUGUGUGUGGACGACCUGCGAGUGUCCGGCCAUCCCGUGGCCGCUUCCGCCUACCGUCAACACCACCACUUGGGGGCAGGUGGCCUCCUGGGGGGGCCUGGACUCCGGCUGCUCAGCUCCAGACGCUUGUGUCAACAGCACCUGUGUCGCGCCGCUCACCUGUAUCUCCACGAUGGGCGUCGCUGCCUGCAGGACGCGCAUCUCGCCAGCAGAUGUGGAGCAGGGCGGCGGCUGACGGGCGGCGCCUGCGAGGAUGUGGAUGAGUGCCUGUGGCAAACCGUGCCUCAGCGGCGGCACCUGCUACAACACCUGAGGCCGGGCUUCCUGUGCGUGUGCGGGCCGGGCCACUCCGGGGAAAACUGCCAGUGGACCGAACCGGCAGCUGCGGGCCACCACCCUCGCGGCCGCCCUCGCCCUCGCCUUCCUCACACUCUCCCUCCUCCUCCUCGGUGAGGGAGUCAGGACACACUUUUGUUCAAUACUUACAAAACUUCUGUAUCUCCUGACACAGCACUGCUUCCACAAACGAGAACGAAAUGGAAUAAAGCGGAAUGAAAGACUGUAAAGUGUGUGUUUCUCUGUUAGUGGGUGGU
Molecule: messenger RNA, 967 nt
Organism: Scylla paramamosain (green mud crab)
Lineage: Eukaryota; Metazoa; Arthropoda; Malacostraca; Decapoda; Portunidae
Exons: 4
Coding region: 309-827 (172 amino acids)
Source: RefSeq, a predicted model, not a curated record